UAGUCGACCCGAGAGCCGCGCGUGGAAGGCUGCCUCCUCCGCCACUGGUGACGUGCGCUCGUGUUCCAACUUGCCUCUGCCACGCUCCUCAUCACUCACCUGCCUUCCUGCCACUGUUCCGCCCCGCACACCUGGCGUCCUCGGCGUUUGCCUCCACACAGCUGGCCACUCCUAACAUUACUUGAUCAUUUAUUCGGUAAUCUUGUCCUUGGACACCGCAAAGGCCAAGCUCGUUAAGAAAACUCGCUGGCCAUCGCUCGAGGACAGAUUAGCGGCACCAUGCCUGGGCGGGGUGGCGGGGGUGGUGCCGGAGUGCAGUGCUCGACUCGCGGCUCGUGCUAGCAAGGCUGCAGUACAUCCGCGAUGCCUUCUCGGACACGCCACCUCACGGUGCUGUCCCAGGCGGCCUCUGUUUUCUUGCUGGCGGCGGCGGGCGGCGCUGGCUUGUUAGUGGAGGGCGGGAAACAGGACAACAAUACAGAAGGCCCAGCAAGGGACUCUCACGCCAUCACGCCGAUCCCCGCCCGCAUGCCAGAGUCCAUAGAGGCGCACAAGACUUCGUUCCCAGGCCGGGUGUCAGCCACGGCACCGUACAUCGAUCCCGUUACGCCUCACAGGGUCUAUGCUUACGCUGGGACAACCGCCUUCAUUCCCUGCGUCGUGAACAAUUUAGGCCAGCGAUCCGUGUCGUGGGUGCGGCAUCACGACAUCCACGUGCUGACGGUGGGCCGCUUCACCUUCACCAACGACGACCGGUUUGAGGUGCAUCACGACGACGGUAGCAACGAGUGGCUCUUGAGGCUCAGGUCACCGUCUACUAAUGACACUGGAAUCUACGAGUGUCAGAUCAACACGAAGCCGACCAUCACGCAGCUCAUCCACCUCGAGGUGUUAGAGCCUCGAGCAGUCAUCACGGCGGGCCAGGAACUGUACCUUGACCGCGGCUCCACCCUGCGUCUCACCUGCCAAGUCCUGGACGCCCCCAGCUCCUCAGACUUCCUGCUGUGGUAUCACGAGCAGAAGGUGGCGAACUACGAGGUGGACAAGGUGGAGGUGAGCGUGAGGGUGGACAAUGACACCACCGUCAGCAGCCUCACUUUGCGUGACGCCCAAGUGCACAACUCCGGCCAGUACACCUGCAGCCCCUCCAACGCCAAGCCCGCCUCCAUCAGAGUGCACGUGCUGAGCGGUGAGCACCCAGCGGCCAUGCAGACCAACGCAGCUCCGGUUCUCCUGAGCUUCUCCCCUUCUUCCUAUCUUAGCUGGAAGAGGAUGAUGCCCGCCCUGCUCCUUCCCUUCUUCUCCCUCUGGCUCUCCUUGCCGCACCUCCCGCUCUCCCUCCACAAUACCUCGUGAUAAGUCCAAUAUAACUUCAGUAUCUUUUGCUUCAAGAUUGACUAAUUGACUGAAUGAAUGAGUGACUGAGUAGUGAAUGAAUGACUACCUGACUGACUGACUAACUAACCUAUUGAUUUACUAGUUAACUGACUGAUUGAUUGACUGACUGACUGAUAGACUGACCAUUGAACUGCCUGACUGACUGACUGAUAAACAGAAAAUUGAAAUGACUAACUGACUGAGUGACAGACUGAAAAUUGAACUGACUGACUGGAAUAACUGAACACCUACACGCUUCACAAAUACUUCCAUGAACUGAAUGAAAAAUACACAUUUAAAUCAACGAAUGGAUAGACAGACAGGCGAGCCCAGCGCAUCAGAUUCAUUGGCUCGAAAGAAUUAAAAAAAAAAAAA
This is a messenger RNA of Scylla paramamosain (green mud crab), 1752 nucleotides long. Its product is annotated as zwei Ig domain protein zig-8-like. Gene Ontology annotation, biological process: synapse organization. The transcript is spliced from 7 exons. Lineage: Eukaryota; Metazoa; Arthropoda; Malacostraca; Decapoda; Portunidae. The record is from RefSeq and is a predicted model, not a curated record. Bases 364 to 1356 code for a protein of 330 amino acids. Gene Ontology annotation, cellular component: neuron projection membrane.